Molecule: messenger RNA, 1242 nt
Organism: Teleopsis dalmanni
Lineage: Eukaryota; Metazoa; Arthropoda; Insecta; Diptera; Diopsidae
Exons: 2
Coding region: 1-1242 (413 amino acids)
Biological process (GO): DNA integration
Molecular function (GO): nucleic acid binding
Source: RefSeq, a predicted model, not a curated record
AUGUUAGAUGAUGUCGAUACUGUUUAUCAAAAUGAUGUGGAUUAUCUUCCAGUAAAUGCGACAUUAGUAAAGGAUAUGACUGCUAAUGACAACACUCUUCAACGUGUCAGCAGAUAUGUACAAGAUGGCUGGCCUGAACAAUUGCCGAAAUCUGAAGCCAUAGAACGUAUUCAUGAUGAUUGUUCAUCUUGUCAACAAGGUGCAAGUCAACCAAAGCGAGAAUUUUCUGCAUGGCCAGAACCUAGUAGGCCGUGGGAAAGAGUUCAUUUGGAUUUCGCGGGUCCAUUCUUUAAACGUAUGUGGCUCACAGUUGUGGAUGCAUAUUCAAAAUUUCCAUAUAUUGUGGAACUAUCAACAAUAACAGCUGUAACAACAGUUGGAGCUCUACAAAAAAUUUUUUCUAUCGAAGGUCUUCCGUGCACUAUCGUGACAGACAACGGAACACAAUUCAUGUCUAAUGAAUUUCAAAAGUUUUGUGAAAUGAACGCAAUUCAGCAUCUCACGUCUGCUCCUUUUCAUCCGGCUUCGAAUGGGUUAGCGGAAAGACAUGUGAGAACUUUUAAGGAAGCAGUAACAAAAAUUAUGAAAGAGGAACAACAUAUUGACAAAGCGUUGUAUAAAUAUCUUACAACGUAUAGAACUACUCCAAACUUAACAACUGAUAAAUCGCCAGCAGAGUUGUUACAUGGGCGGCAACCAAGAACCAUUUUAUCGGGGUUGUUCCCGAAAGUUAUGGAGACUAUGAAAACUCAAAAUAGAAGCAAAUUCGGAGUUGGAGAGAAAGUGUUAGCUCGUAAUUAUUCGGGAUCGCAUAAAUGGAUCAGGGGCGUGAUACAGAAAUUGCUGGAAAAUAAAAUGUAUUUUAUUCAAACUGAAAAUGGUUACAUAAAACGACAUCAAAAUCAAAUACGUCGAAAUUUGUCGUCAUCGCAUUCAAAUCAACUUAGGGCAGAUAAUAUUGAUAUUGAUUUAGAUUUCGGUAUUCGGACACCACCGGUUGAGAAAACAACAAUUACUACUGGAUCCGACCCGGAACAUAGUCAAACAGAGAAAGACGACAAAAUGGGGACCGAUGAAACAAUAAUCACUACUGGAUCUGACUUGAAACAAAAGCAAAGAGAGAAAGACGACAAAGCGGAGUCCGAUGACAGAUAUGGGUCCAUACACACUGAUCAGUUGCCAAUUCAAUUAAGACGGUCGGUUAGAAAGAGAAGACAACCUGUUCGUUUUAAUCUAGAAUAA